Bactrocera dorsalis (oriental fruit fly) is the source of this 2607-nucleotide messenger RNA. RefSeq names its product sphingosine kinase 1 (gene Sk2). NCBI's taxonomy places the organism in Eukaryota, Metazoa, Arthropoda, Insecta, Diptera, Tephritidae. Gene Ontology annotation, cellular component: cytoplasm; membrane; intracellular membrane-bounded organelle. The transcript has 6 exons. The coding region runs from base 627 to 2447 and encodes 606 amino acids. Gene Ontology annotation, biological process: sphingosine biosynthetic process. The record is from RefSeq and is a predicted model, not a curated record.
AUACAAAGUUAGCAUCCUUCAUACAUACAUAUAUGGAUUGUAUAUAAAUUGAUUCUACUGGUCCAUCUGCGGUUCUAUUAAAUUAGUAACAAGUGAAAUUAUACCUGCCCGAAAGAAAUUUUAAUUGCAAACUAAAUUGAGUAUAAAAUCAGUAGGAGUGUAUAAUAUAAGGAAAUAUGUAUUGUUUAAAUAACGAAUACACAAUUUCUUUAACGAUUUCCGUUUUGUACUGAGAUUUAUUAAUGCAACUUCCGCUGUGGGAAUACUGUGCUCAAGUACGAUACGUACGUGCACUUCUAAAGACAUUAGUAAUGAUGCAGCAUAACCGUUAAAUUCCAAAAUACAGCAUUUUUUCUUAUUGGUUAUACGGUAUGACACUAAAAACACUGAAUCUAUUUUAUGGCAUUGAAGAAUAGACCAGAGAAUAAUUUUGCAAAUGUUCGCUGUCGAACCUGCACCUUCUCAUUGGUUUAUGUUCUCUGGAUAAACGUUGUCAUUAAAAGUGACAUGCUGCAUGAAUGGACUGUUAACAUACAUAAAAAUACGUUUGCGACUCAACAGAGAAUUUGCAAUUGUAUGCAAAUAGGUGAUAUACUGCAGCUGCUUAACGAAACUUCCACGAAAAAAUGGAGGUCGAGGAGUUGACCGAUAUAUUUUACACCAGCGACAAAAAGGGUCAGGUUUGUCGCGUCAAAUUAAAUGGUCAGGGAUUUACUUUGCAACGCGAAACCACUAAUAACCGCUCCAGAGAGCAACUCAUUGGAUUGGAGGAUAUAGUUGGUAGUCGCUGUAUUGUCGUGAAGAAAGAUCGACGCGGCUGCUCCAUGCUCUGUAGUUCCGCAGCACAAAAUGAUGGAAAUCGUAGCGAUAGUGGUGAUGACACAAAAAAGAAAUAUAAUGCUAUUACCUUUCAGCAUAACGAUGCCAGCGCGUAUCUAUAUGUCUUUGCAUAUAUACUAAAUAAGAAACACCUACGUAAUAUCAUACGUCGUGAACGUACUGUCUUGAAACUGCGCUUCCGUUCUUUUGAUACUUUUGGAGAUAAUAUGCGCGAAGCAGAACGUUGGUAUCAUACAGUUAGAGCGUUUAAAGGACGCAGUUUGGGCUGUAAUGACAUCGAUGAACGACGUAUAUUGGUUUUAUUGAAUCCGAAAUCUGGUUCUGGUAAGGCACGGGAGAUUUUCAAUCGUCAGGUAGUUCCAGUCUUAAAUGAAGCUGAGCAACCUUAUGAUUUGCAUGUAACCAAGCACGCCAAUUAUGCGCGCGAAUUUGUGCGUGUGAAAGUUUUAGAUAACUACAGUGGCAUUGUGGCAGUUGGUGGCGAUGGCCUAUUCUUUGAGAUACUAAAUGGCCUGCUGAUGCGUGCUGAUUGGUUGGAUGCACGUAAUAUACUUUUGGGCAUAGUGCCAUGUGGUUCCGGAAAUGGUUUGGCACGUUCCAUUGCGCAUGUGUGUGGGGAACCCUAUGAACCAAAGCCAAUCUUGGGCGCUACACUUACGAUGCUAAGUGGCAAGUCGAUGGCCAUGGAUGUUGUGCGCGUCCAACAACAAAAUCAGAUUCUCUACUCGUUCCUCUCGGUAGGUUGGGGUCUUAUCUCAGACAUAGAUAUCGAAAGUGAACGCCUACGUUCGCUUGGUUAUCAAAGAUUUACCAUUUGGACAUUGCAUCGUUUAAUUAGUUUACGUACAUAUCGCGGCAAAGUAUCAUAUCUUCCAAAGGAAAAUGUUUACAUGGAAAGUGACACAAUAUCAUUGGCAGAGCCGCUGCCACUAAAGCAUAGUAGAAGUUGUAAUACAUGUUUAGAUACGAUGAAUAGCGGUUGUUUUCAAUCCACCGAUUGCAUUGAAGCCAGCAAAUACUAUGACGUCAUUUCACUGCAAAACUCUAUCAGUCAAUCGCUGAAAUCACGUUGCGAUAGUUGGUUCUCGCCUGCUUCCUGUCGUAGUACUUAUCAUUCCGUGUCGGAGAGUAUUUAUCACAGCGUCGAUGGUGGAAGUGAUGCAGAAUCGCAUUUGCAACACAGCAAUUUGAGUGUUCAUUUAUGUGGCCCGACGGGUAGCGCACCAACGCUGAAUGAGCCGGUGCCUGCAUCGUGGGUGGUGGAGGAGGGCGAAUUCGUGAUGGUGCAUGCCGCCUAUCAAACUCAUUUGGGCAGCGAUUGUUUCUUUGUGCCGCAAGCCAAAUUCAACGAUGGCAUCAUUUAUGUGGUUAUCAUUCGUAGCGGCAUCAGUCGUUCGCAGUUGUUGAACUUUUUGAUGGGCAUGAGUUCGGGGACACACGUACCCGUGACCAAUAAUGAAUUUGUGAAAAUGGUUCCGGUGACAGCGCUGCGCAUAGAACCAUACGACAAUGAGGGUAUUCUCACUGUCGAUGGGGAGCGCAUCGAAUUUGGUCCACUUCAGGCGGAAUUGUUGCCGAGUAUGGUGCGUGUUAUGGCACCAAAGUGAGCUUAGCCAAAUUGUGGUGGAAGUAAUAUUCAAAGUGUUGUGCACCAUUUAAUUCCUUUACGAUGGCUUUUAUUGUUAAACAUUUUGUAUCUUUUGUUAUUUAUAGUGAAUGUAUGUAUGUAUAUUACAUAAUAAAUGAUCAAAAAUGAAAUAAUCUAAU